Fulmarus glacialis (Northern fulmar) is the source of this 835-nucleotide messenger RNA. It is a transcript of the gene MYL4, whose product is annotated as myosin, light chain 4, alkali; atrial, embryonic. Lineage: Eukaryota; Metazoa; Chordata; Aves; Procellariiformes; Procellariidae. Gene Ontology annotation, molecular function: calcium ion binding. The transcript is spliced from 6 exons. The coding region runs from base 49 to 606 and encodes 185 amino acids. The record is from RefSeq and is a predicted model, not a curated record. Gene Ontology annotation, cellular component: myosin II complex.
CGCUGGGCAGCAGGACUCAUCCCUGCACCUCUGCAAAGACCCAGCGCGAUGCCGCUCAAGAAACCCGACCCGAAGAAGGAAGCAGCCAAACCGGCUGCAGCGCCGGAGCCACUGAGAGAGCCUGCCUUCGAUCCCAAGAGCGUGAAGAUUGAAUUCACUGCAGAGCAGAUCGAAGAGUUCAAAGAAGCCUUCAGCCUGUUUGACCGGACGCCCACGGGAGCCAUGCAGAUCACCUACGCGCAGUGCGGGGACGUCCUACGGGCGCUUGGUCACAACCCCACCAACGCAGAGGUCCUGAAGGUGCUGGGCAAGGCCAAACCAGAAGAAAUGAACACAAAGACGCUGGACUUCGAGACCUUCCUCCCCAUCCUGCAGCACUUCACCCGCAACAAGGAGCAGGGCACCUUCGAGGACUUUGUGGAAGGGCUGCGUGUCUUCGACAAAGAGGGCAACGGCAUGGUGAUGGGGGCCGAGCUGCGCCAUGUGCUGGUCACGCUGGGGGAGAAGAUGACAGAAAACGAGGUGGAGCAGCUCAUGGCAGGGCAAGAAGAUGCUAAUGGCUGUAUCAACUAUGAAGCUUUUGUCAAGCACAUCAUGUCUGGCUGAAAGAAGAAACUUCAGGUGAGUUUAUCAGGGUCUCCUGCUGCUUACUCUGAAAUUGGAAAUCCUGCAUAUGACAGCCAGGGGCAGAGGAACCAAAACCCAAACCCCACAAGCAACCCUGCAGCGGACCAAUGCCACAGGAAUAAUCCCAGCUCUGAAAGCACAAAAAGCUGUGUUCAUGAUAACAAACCUCAUUUGUAACUCGUGCUGUUUAAAAUUUAUCGGGACAGCA